AUGGUAUUGGUAAUCUUAUCUGGAAUCUUAGAUUUAAUGACAUGGAAGAGGCCAAUGAUGCUUUUGGCUAACCGAUUUGCUCUGCUGUCUAUCAUCUGUGUUCUGGUGAACCUGGCCGGAUUUAUAUUAGGAUGUCAAGGUUUUCAUUUUGUGUCCAGUGUACCCAGAUGCGAUUUGGUGGAUAUGGGUGAAAACAAGAUAUGUUUCUGCUGUGAAGAAUUUCACCUGGCUAAAUGCACAGAGGAAGAGGCUGCGCUGAAGCUAUACCACGCGAAGUCAUGCGGUGCUACUCACCUUCUUCUCAAGAAUGUUCUCUUUGCUCUUUGUGUCCUGAAUGCUCUCACCACCACAGUUUGCUUGGUAGUGGCUGCCCUGCGUUACUUACAGAUUUUUGCAACAAGAAGAUCCUGCAUAGUAAGUGAGUGCAAGAUUGAAGACCAAGAUCAUGUUUUGGAUCCUGAUGAUUUUGUCCCACCUGUGCCGCCUCCCUCCUAUUUUGCAACUUUUUAUUCUUAUACUCCACUAACGAGUCGCAGGAUGCUUGGCUCUGAUGUGAUUCCAUUGCCCCAUAUUUACAGAGCGCGAAUCAAAGGCGUUGAAGUGUUCUGCCCGCUGGACCCACCUCCUCCUUACGAAGCUGUGUGGAGCCAGAACAGCUCUGAGCAGGACGGUGCACUACAAAUAAGUGUCGUGGAAGUUGUUGAUUCGGGGGAAGUGACUGACAGGCAGGGGGAAGUGACUGACAGGCAGGCCUCUCAAGGUGAAGAAAUUCCUGAGUCUUCCAGCAGAGUGAGCCUUUCACCUUCAAGUGCCAGCCCGGUGCCUGCAGAAGGAGCAGGCAGGAGAGCCUUCAAUCUCUUGCAGAAACGAUCUAAAAGUGACCCUGUGCUCCACUGCCGAUUGCUUCAAGGGGCAGUGCUCAGCUGUGGAGCUGCAACACAGUCUGAAGGAAAACCAAAACCCUGCGCUGUCACCUUGCAGAAGAGUUUGAGAGCAAGAGCUUUGAGGAGAAGACCCCAAUCUUUGAUAGACUAUAAGACUUACAUAGACACUAAACGGCCCGUGGCAUGGAUCCUAGAGCAAUCCUGCUGCAGCAUGGGCCCUGACAUACAUGAAUUGGUGGAAAGUAUCAAGUCUGUUUUAAGAUCAGAUGAGAAACUUAUGGCAGAAGCUAUCACCAGUGCCACCUUCCUUGAGCAGAUGAUGGCGGCUGCCCCGCAAGCCAUGUCACCGAGCGCCCACGUGCUACCUUUCAGACGGCACCCUGGAGUGCUGCACCUGGAGAGCUGUGGUGACCUGAGUACUUUCACCGCAGAUGAUCAGCCAGCAGAGAGGAGGAUCCAGAGAGCAGAGCAUGAACGGCCUCACAGUCUUAUUGGCGUUGUCAGGGAAACUGUACUGUGA
This is a messenger RNA of Opisthocomus hoazin, 1404 nucleotides long. The record is from RefSeq and is a predicted model, not a curated record. Lineage: Eukaryota; Metazoa; Chordata; Aves; Opisthocomiformes; Opisthocomidae.